AACUGCCCCGCAAGGCCGCGCCGCGAAUCUGCUCGGCGAUCUGCUCCCGCGACGAUGGCCUCCGCCGCCGCCUCGACGACCUUCCGGUGGUUGAUGGUAGCGUCCGCCGCACUGCGGCUCGCCCUGGUGGCUUACGGGGAGUGGCAAGAUGCGCAUCUGGAGGUGCGGUACACGGACGUCGACUACCUGGUCUUCUCUGACGCGGCGGCCUCCGUCGCCGCCGGCUGGUCCCCGUUCGCACGCGCCACAUACCGCUACUCCCCGCUCCUCGCCUUCCUCCUUCUCCCUAACUCGCUCCUCCACCCUGCCUGGGGCAAGCUCCUCUUCUCCGCCGCAGAUUUGCUCGUUGGGUUGUUCAUCGACAACAUUCUGACACUACGAGGGAUCCCUGAGAAGACGCGGAUCUGGUCCGUGGCAGCUUGGCUGUUCAACCCCUUCACGUUCACCAUUGGCACAAGAGGAAACUGCGAGCCUGUAGUCUGCGCUGCCAUACUCUGGAUCCUCCUAUGUUUGAUGAAGGGUAGAGUACUGCAAGCAGCAUUCUGGUAUGGGCUGAUUGUGCACUUCAGAAUAUACCCAAUUAUAUAUGCAAUACCGUUUGUUAUAGUUCUCAGCAAGAAUUAUGCUGGUCCUGCUGGUAGGCCUAUUCUUACACAAUUGAGUUCCAAACAAAAGUUACAAAGUAACAAAGCAAAUGAAAAUGUGGAAGAACCAAAAUCACUUUUGGCCACUCUAUGGACUUCUCUUAGUAGCCUCAUCACAAAAGAUACUAUACUGUUUGGGUUACUCUCAGGAUCCAUGUUUUUUGCUUGGACCGGUGUUUUCUUUUAUCUGUAUGGCUGGGAGUUUCUAAAUGAAGCGCUACUCUACCAUCUUACUCGGACUGAUCCAAGACAUAAUUUCUCGAUAUAUUUUUAUCACAUAUAUCUGCACCAUCAGCGAGGGUUCUCAAGCAUACAGAAGCUUGCUUCUUUCCUUCCGCAGCUGAUUGUGCAAUUGGCACUCAUCCUACGCUUUUCUAGGGAUCUUCCAUUUUGCCUGUUUCUCCAAACAGUCGCAUUCGUUGCUUUUAACAAGGUUAUGACAGCGCAGUACUUUGUGUGGUUCUUCUGCCUUGUACCCCUCGUCCUCCCCUGGACCAGCAUGAAGCUGAAGUGGAAGGGUCUGUCCUGCAUACUGGUGUGGAUGGGGUCCCAGCUGCACUGGCUGAUGUGGGCUUACCUGCUUGAAUUCAAGGGCCAAAAUGUCUUUGUACAGCUCUGGGUUGCAGGUCUUGUGUUCCUUGCUGCAAACACCUUCGUUAUGAUCAUGGUGAUCAAGCACCACAAGUACACCCCACUUUUCUUGGCACCGGUGAAGUCUCGUAGCAAGAUUACAACCAAGAAGGAAUAGGCCAUAUAAUGUUUUCUCUUUGUCAGCUGAUGAUGCAUUCUUGAAGCAUGGAUCCCGAUAGUUUGCUGUACUAGAUCUUAUCUACGGAGUAUGUUGCAUCCUGUAACAUUGGUUUUAGUAUAACUAGCUAAAUGCACGUGUUUUGCUACGAAAUUAAAAUAUGUUUUGCAUGAGCUGUUCUUCAUAUUUUUCAA
Messenger RNA from Brachypodium distachyon (stiff brome), 1586 nucleotides. RefSeq names its product GPI mannosyltransferase 1. Lineage: Eukaryota; Viridiplantae; Streptophyta; Magnoliopsida; Poales; Poaceae. The record is from RefSeq and is a predicted model, not a curated record. Gene Ontology annotation, cellular component: glycosylphosphatidylinositol-mannosyltransferase I complex; membrane. The coding region runs from base 55 to 1392 and encodes 445 amino acids. The transcript has 4 exons. Gene Ontology annotation, molecular function: alpha-1,4-mannosyltransferase activity; GPI mannosyltransferase activity. Gene Ontology annotation, biological process: GPI anchor biosynthetic process.